CCCCCCUCACCCCAGACACGGUGGACCUGACGUGGUGCGUGAUCUCGGACAUGGAGGUGAUCGAGCUCAACAAACGGACCUCGGGCCAAUCCUUCGAGGUCAUCCUGAAGCCGCCCUCCUUCGACGGAAUUCCCGAAUUCAAUGCGUCCCUUCCCCGGCGCCGCGACCCUUCCUUGGAGGAGAUCCAGAAGAAGCUGGAAGCGGCGGAGGAGAGGAGGAAGUACCAGGAGGCGGAGCUGCUGAAGCACCUGGCGGAAAAGCGGGAGCACGAGCGGGAGGUGAUCCAGAAGGCCAUCGAGGAGAACAACAACUUCAUCAAGGCAGCCAAGGAGAGGCUGGAGCACAAGAUGGAGUCCAACAAGGAGAACCGCGAAGCUCACCUGGCGGCCAUGCUGGAGCGCCUCCAGGAGAAGGACAAACACGCGGAGGAAGUGCGGAAAAACAAGGAGCUCAAGGAAGAAGCCUCGAGGUAAAGAGGCACUGCUUGGACUGACAGCUCCGGGGAAGGUUCCGGAAGCUUCCGCAGCUCCAGGUCGGAACGGUGGGGGUGGGGAACGGCGCUGGCAACGACGACGGACGUUGCUCUGCUUUCUUUGUUYGUGGAUGUGACGAGUCGAAAGGGGGUGAAGCCAUCGGAGAGUGUC
Malurus melanocephalus (red-backed fairy wren) is the source of this 644-nucleotide messenger RNA. RefSeq names its product stathmin 4 (gene STMN4). The transcript has 3 exons. Gene Ontology annotation, molecular function: tubulin binding. Gene Ontology annotation, cellular component: neuron projection; cytoplasm. The record is from RefSeq and is a predicted model, not a curated record. Gene Ontology annotation, biological process: microtubule depolymerization; regulation of microtubule polymerization or depolymerization; neuron projection development. The coding region runs from base 51 to 473 and encodes 140 amino acids. Lineage: Eukaryota; Metazoa; Chordata; Aves; Passeriformes; Maluridae.